This is a messenger RNA of Trichomonas vaginalis G3, 642 nucleotides long. Its product is annotated as proteasome regulatory particle assembly. The record is from RefSeq and is a predicted model, not a curated record. The transcript has a single exon. The coding region runs from base 1 to 642 and encodes 213 amino acids. NCBI's taxonomy places the organism in Eukaryota, Parabasalia, Trichomonadida, Trichomonadidae. Gene Ontology annotation, molecular function: protein binding.
AUGAAAGAGAAAAAAAGAUAUGGAACUUUUGAUAAAAAAUAUACAUUACUUGAAUUAUGUUGUUACCACGGAGCAGUUGAUUGUUUCAAGUUUUUAAGAACAACAUAUGAUUCAACACCAAAUAAAGCAUGUCUACGAUUUUCAUUUUUAGGUCGAAACAAAGAGAUCUUGAGUGAAUGCUUGAAAUAUGAAAAACCAGAUGAUGAAUGCAUGAAAUAUGCAAUUAUUUCGCACAACAUUGAUUUUGUUACAUUCUUGAUGAAUGAACAUAAAAUGAAAAUCAAUCCAUAUGAUUGUGGGCUUUAUAAAAAUCUCGAAUCAUUUUUGGUUUAUUACGAUCAAAUUCAUAAUUAUCACAAAUGUAUUGUUCAUUCCGCGAUGUUCGCUAUUCCAUCUCUUUUGGAAUAUUUUGUUUCACAUGGUGGAUAUAUCAAUAAAAGUAAUCAACGUGGAGAUACAGCUCUUCAUUAUGCAGCACGUUUUAAUAGUAAAGAAAUGGCGGAGCUUCUUCUUUCAUAUGGUGCAUAUAUCGACAAAAUGAAUAAUUUGGAAGAAACACCUCUUCACACUUCAGCAAUCUACAAUAAUAUGGAAGUAGCCGAAUUUUUUAUUUCCCAUGGUGCAAGCAGAUGGUUGUCUUAA